AUGCGGUUUCUCCAGGUUUCAUGGACCGCUUUGGUCCUGUCCACUCUUUCACGUCACGUCGUCGCAGAGUCUUAUUUCGCCCUCAACUCAGCUUACGGUCUUUUGCGAAACACUGUCGCUGCUGAGGACCUAGAGCUUCCCGUGGGAACCUGCAACGCCAACACGCCAUGUGUGAACGGUGCCUGCUGUAGUGGUAACGGCAGCGGUUUGUGUGGCUACUCUCCAUCUGAAUGCGGUGCCGCCAACUGCACCUCCAACUGCGAUGCCAAAGCCGAGUGUGGCCAGUAUGGCAAGCCUGGGAAACAGAUUUGUCCCCUUGGAGUUUGUUGCUCCGAAUUCGGCUUCUGUGGCUCAACCUCAGAGUUCUGCGAUGCCGGCUGCCAAAAGGGCUUCGGCGGCUGCGGUGACGUGAAGCGGCCCUCCUGCAGCAAGGACGGCGGCAGCAUCAACAAGCGGUCCAUAGGCUACUAUGAGUCCUGGGCCAACACCAGAGCCUGCAGCGCUGUCUCCCCCGAGGACCUCAACUUGGACGGUCUCACGCACAUCAACUUCGCCUUCGUCUUCUUCGACCCGUCCUCGUUUCAGAUCGUUCCCAUGGAUAAGAACGCCGGCACCCUCUUGAAUCGGUUCACCAAGCUCAAGGAAAAGAAGGCUGGCUUGCAGACCUGGGUCAGCGUCGGUGGAUGGUCAUUUAACGAUCCUGGCCCUUACCAGAAAGCCUUCAGUACAAUGGCAUCGAGCGCUGGGAACAGAAAGAUGUUUAUUGAUGGCCUGAUUAAGUUUAUGGAGAGCUAUGGCUUCGACGGCAUGGACCUCGAUUGGGAAUACCCAACUGCUGAUGACCGUGGCGGCACCGCAGAUGACACCGCCAACUUCGUGUUGUUGUGCAAGGAGAUCAAGGCGGCGUUCGGCAGUCGCUUUGGCUACUCCAUCACCCUGCCAGCGUCCUACUGGUACCUACAGAACUUUGACCUCGCCGGCAUGCAGCCGUUUGUUGAUUGGUUCAACAUAAUGUCUUAUGAUAUCCACGGCGUGUGGGAUGCCGCCUCGAAAUUCGUCGGUCCUAUCGUCGCUCCGCACACUAAUCUCACGGAGAUCGAUAUGGGCUUAGACCUUCUCUGGCGCGCGGGCCUCCAACCCGAGAAGGUUGUUCUCGGUCAAGGGUAUUACGGCCGCUCGUUUACCCUGAAGGACCCCAGUUGCAACAAGCCGAAUGGUGUUUGCCAGUUCUCAGGCGGCGCCAAGGAAGGCCCGUGUUCCAAGGCUUCUGGCAUUCUCACCUUGCAAGAGAUCUUUGAUAUUAUCGAGCAAAAGAAUCUUAAGCCUCAGUUCGACGAGAAGGCAGGAGUGAAAUGGAUUCAUUGGGACAGUGAUCAGUGGGUGUCCUAUGACGAUGCCCAGACUUUGAUGAUGAAGAAGUCAUUUGCAAACUCCCGUUGUCUAGGUGGCUCUAUGAUUUGGGCUCUGGACCAAGUAGAUCAAUCGAGCAAGAGUCUGCAGUAUCCCGAGGACUGGUCGGACGAGGAAAUCUCCUUGUCGGAAGAAAUGAUCGCCGACGAAGAAGUCAAGGGCGUCUGCUACACCACCAAGUGCGGCGAGUCUUGCCGGAAGGGUGACCAUGAAGCAUCGCAGAUGAACGGGCAGCCAGGGCUUUCCACCAUGGAUCGGUGCCCUAAGAACAAGUUUCGCCGACUCUGUUGCAACAAGGGUACCACCAUGGGCAAGUGUCGCUGGAGAGGCUACCGGGGACUUGGCCUCGCGUGCACUGGAGGCUGCGCCGAUCUAGAGACGGAAAUCACACAGAACACAAACCAUCACAGCGACAAGGAGGACCAGACCUGCAGCGGAGGCACCCAGAGCUACUGCUGUGCAGGCUUCAUGCCACCCAUCAGCAAGGAGCAGAUGGAAGAGAAGAUCAAGGACGAAGCAGCUGACGCCGCAAUCGCUGCCGCUGAAGCGUUGGCUCUCGAGGUCGCAGCCAAGGCAUUCUGUCGAAUCGCCAUCACGGCAGCCCUCACCCCCUUGACAUUCAUUCCUAUCGUCGGCUGGAUCAUCCGUCUUGCGAUUCAGGCUGCCGUUCCUGCGCUUGCCAACCUCUGUGCUAAGGGAAUCGUCAAGGGCGGCAAAUCUGUCUUCAAGUUCCAAGGCAAGGACUACGACGUCAAGCUAGAUAAGCCCCUCACCACCAAAAACGACCGCGGCGACCGAGACAAGUCAGACAAGGUGGAUGAGAAGGACAGCCACUGCAACCUGAAAGAGAACAAGCUCCUGGCUAAGCGCGCAGCGCUCCGUCCCAAAUCGGAGACGUCAACACGAACCAUCCAGAUGCGCCAGACAGUCACCAAGACUUGCAAUGGCGCGUUGUAUCCCCAGCCAUGUCUGCACUACCGGUCCGUUAUCCAGAACCAGAACGGCAUGGCUACCCUGACCUGCACGACAGCGGCCGGCGGCGGCAUCAGACCCGUCGUUGAAAAGUACAGCAAGGACCAUCAUACCAAGUGGAUCAACGGGUGGAUGCAGUCCGCGAACCUCAACUGUCAGCGUGAUGAGUACCCUCCAGCCGCCAUCUGGCAAGGACGCGACAUGAGACAAUGGAUCCGUCUCGUGCCCGGAGCGCAAAACGGAGGUGCCGGUCAGCUCUUCAGGGGCGUCUGUCCCGCCAGGUACAGAAUGUCGCCCGAGCAAGGCAGACGCCUCCUCAAGGUCGUCCGCAACUGCAAGCGCCUCGUCUCCAAGUACGUGGUGACCCGGACGGCGACCACGAAGGUGAUGAAGAUGAAGUUCACCAAUAUGCCGAACCUCGCGGACGAUGGUAUCCCCGACAACCCGUGCUACCCCAGGACCCUCAUUGACGACCCGGGAUUCGCGCUGAUGACCAACGACCCCUGGUACAACGCCCACCCGGCCAGCAAGCGAAACACCCGCUUGUAUCGAAAUGCGCCUGGGGCCAAUAUCAUCGCUGGCAAGACCAACCGUCCGGGCUACAACAAGAGAGACGAUGAGCAAGACUUUGACCCGGAAACCUUUAAUCCCGACGACGUGUGGGUGGACGAAGGCAACUCCACGCGCAAGGCGACAGAUGAGGAGCUGCUUGACCAGCUGGGCUUUUUGCGCUGCGAGAACGGCGACUGCGAGGCGGAGCUUGGCGAUCUCGGGGUCAAGUCCUUGCCAUUCAUCAACCCCAGCUCUACUGUGCCUAUUGAGGUUGUAGCGUUUGCCACACCGGCGGGCGCUCUUCCUACAUCGCUCGCCAACGUGCUGGAGACGGCGACAUCCAUCCAUCAGGAGGCUAGGUCGCUGAUCACGCCAGCACCGCAAUUGGAGUACGAGUACGAGGUUGAAUAUGAGGACUAA
Messenger RNA from Colletotrichum truncatum, 3354 nucleotides. RefSeq lists its product as uncharacterized. Gene Ontology annotation, molecular function: hydrolase activity, hydrolyzing O-glycosyl compounds; chitin binding. Gene Ontology annotation, biological process: carbohydrate metabolic process. Lineage: Eukaryota; Fungi; Ascomycota; Sordariomycetes; Glomerellales; Glomerellaceae. The record is from RefSeq and is a predicted model, not a curated record.